Messenger RNA from Prunus armeniaca (apricot), 528 nucleotides. Lineage: Eukaryota; Viridiplantae; Streptophyta; Magnoliopsida; Rosales; Rosaceae. The record is from the annotation of a GenBank genome assembly.
AUGGUUUAUGAGUAUGAAGGAGGUUGGAGUGUUCACCUGCCGGAUGCUUUAUGGGCCUACCGCACCUCUUCAAGAAGUGCCACAGGUUUCUCGCCAUAUUCACUCGUGUACGGGUCCGAUGCCAUUUCACCAGUAGAGAUUACCAUCCCCACUGCCAGAACAGCAGCUGUUAACGACCUCGAAUGGGAUACAAAGUCAUGCUCGGAAUGGCGCCUGCUGGACCUUGAAGCCUUGGAUGAAAAAAGAGCGGUAGCCGAAAAGAAGACAGCAUUGUACCACAGAACCGUAGCUCAAGCCUAUAACAGGACAGUCAAGCCUCGCGCCUUCAAGCAAGGAGACCUCGUGCUAAAAGUUGCGGAGCAUGUGAGAAGACAAGUGUCGGGACCUUCCAAGUUUGCGCCACAAUGGGAAGGCCCGUUUGCAGUCAAAGAGGUUCACAGCAGCGGCUAUUAUCGCUUGGUCUCUGUCAAGGAAGGCACGCUGACCGACCCCGUCAAUGGGAAGUGGCUCAAGCUCUAUUACUGCUAA